AUGGCAUCCGGCCUGACGAGGCUGCUGCUGCGAGGUCCCCGUUGCCUCUUGGCAGCGGCCGGCCCCACUCUCGCCCCGCCGGUUCGGGGAGUGAAGAAGGGAUUCCGCGCCGCUUUCCGGUUUCAGAAGGAGUUAGAGCGGUGGCGCCUGCGCCGGUGCCCGCCGCCGCCGGUGCGCCGGUCGGAGAAACCCAACUGGGAUUACCAUGCUGAAAUACAAGCAUUUGGCCCUCGGUUACAGGAAACUUUUUCAUUAGAUCUUCUCAAAACUGCAUUUGUUAAUAGCUGCUAUAUUAAAAGCGAGGAGGCCAAACGCCAAAAACUCGGAAUAGAGAAGGAAGCUGUUCUUCUGAACCUCAAAGAUAAUCAAGAACUCUCUGAACAAGGGGCAUCUUUUUCACAGACAUGCCUCACGCAGUUUUUUGAGGAUGCGUUCCCAGACUUGCCCACUGAAGGCACUAGAAGUCUGGUUGACUAUCUCACCAGUGAGGACGUGGUGUGUCACGUGGCCAGAAACUUAGCGGUGGAGCAGCUGACGCUGAGCGCAGACUUCCCUGUCCCCCCAGCUGUGUUACGGCAGACUUUCUUUGCCGUAAUUGGAGCCUUGCUGCAGAGCAGCGGACCCGAGAGGACUGCACUCUUCAUCAGGGACUUCUUAAUUACUCAAAUGACGGGAAAAGAACUCUUUGAGAUUUGGAAGAUAAUAAAUCCCAUGGGGCUACUGGUACAAGAACUGAAGAAAAGGAAUAUUUCAGUUCCUGAAUCUAGACUCACUAGGCAGUCUGGAAGCACCACAGCUUUGCCUGUGUAUUUUGUUGGCUUAUACUGUGAUAAAAAGCUGAUUGCAGAAGGCCCUGGGGAGACAGUACUGGUUGCAGAAGAAGAAGCUGCUCGAGUGGCACUUAGGAAACUUUACGGGUUCACUGAGAAUCGCCGGCCCUGGGACUACUGUAGGCCCAAAGAGCCUGUGAGAGCAGAAAAGACCAUCGCUGCCUGCUAG
Molecule: messenger RNA, 999 nt
Organism: Rangifer tarandus platyrhynchus (Svalbard reindeer)
Lineage: Eukaryota; Metazoa; Chordata; Mammalia; Artiodactyla; Cervidae
Source: the annotation of a GenBank genome assembly